Candidula unifasciata is the source of this 2859-nucleotide messenger RNA. NCBI's taxonomy places the organism in Eukaryota, Metazoa, Mollusca, Gastropoda, Stylommatophora, Geomitridae. The record is from the annotation of a GenBank genome assembly.
AUGCCGAAAUCAAAGAAGAAGAAGACUCGGGAUUUUCAGAAAGUCAAGUUGAAAGUGGGCAAGAAGUUACCAAAAGGCGAGAAUGUCACGAAUCUGAGUUUCAAGACCAAGCAGAUUCAGCUAACUCAGAGAAUCAAAGAAGAUGCCGGUCGGGAUAGUGUUACUAAGAAGAAGCUCAUCGCGCAGGACUUACUUCGGCAGUGUGAUCAUCACAGCAGUAGUGCCCGUGUUAAUGCCCUUUCUGGAUUGAAAGAGCUGUGGCUGAACAAUUCUGCAGAUCUUAUGGUGCCUACAAAUGUCCAUGGAUAUGGAGAAAUCCUGAAGAAACUUUCUAGUCUUCUCAUCGAUAAUGAAGCUGUUGUCAGACACACUGCAAUCAAUUUGUUCAAGGUGAUGUUGACAAAAUUGUCCUCUAAGACACCAGGAGACAAACGUUCAAACAAACUUGAAGGUCGUCUGUACUCACACAUCCAUGCUUACCUCUGUUGUGCCAUGAACCAUAUCCAUGAAGACAUUAAGCUGGAUGCUCUAGUGUUGUUUGACACGCUCCUAAACCUCUUCCCCCAGUUGAUGGUUCAGCAGACUGGAGAUCUGUUGAAAAACUUAGUUGGCUUGAUUGCCUCACCUGCUUACCUGGGAGCUAAAGGGGAUUCCACCACGCAGCGUCUCAGCCUCAACCCUGAUAGUAAACUGCCAGCGAUGAAGUUUCGUGCUCAAGUACUGAUCCGCAUGAAGCGGACAUUCAUGGAAGCUCUUGAGGAUCAAGUCAGAAAUAGAGGUUUAGGGGAAUUUCCCUCAAAAUCCAGUAAAGAUGUGACCUGGAGUUUGCACAGAGACCAUGCUGGUCCAAACACAAAGGAGGAUACUUGCUUGUUAAAGGAAUCUUAUGAUGGCAACAGUCGAUUCAGCUUCAUGUUCUUAGGAGGAUGUCAUGAACUUGAUGAAUACAUCACCAAGCCUUCAAGUCUGGAUGCAUUCAUGAAAAUGUCAGUGCCAGUGCUGUUACAGUGCUGGAGGGAGGCACAUGCUAGUGUGACAAAUUCUGAUUUGGAUAACCUGGUUUCGGCAGAUUCGGUGGAAGUGAUGUCCCUGAUAGCAUGUGUCAUACAGCUCAUGUUUGUUCUGAGUGUAUCCCCCCAGAGAACAGAUUCUUCCACUGUCUCCUCAGAUGUGUACAUAGUGUCCCCAGAAAUACUUGUUAAAAACUACCAGCAAGACUUUGAAAAACUGCUGUUCAACGAUUUUCCAUAUUCAGUUCAAGUUCACACACCAGUGGCCAAGAAGAGGAAGAAAAACAAAACCCACCAGUUUGUUGAUACAGGUGCAAGUCAGUCUUCAUUGGUGGCUUUGAACCUGGCUAUCUGUGACAUCAUGUCUAGCUUUUGUGUUGAUGCCAAAUUCAAGCCAAGUUCCAGUUACCUACAGAAAAUGGAAGCCUUUCUGGUCAGGUCAUUGCAGAAGUCUCCUAGUUUGGAGCAGAGUAAAAUUCUUUCCAGGAUUCUCAAGAAUGUCUUUUCCAACGCUCACAUUCACACCAGCUUUACCAAAGCCUACUCAGCAGCACUGAAGUUCUACUUGUCGUGUUUGAGUAAAUCACCACAGAAACAGCUGUUUUACCAUUUAUUUUCUUUCAUGGGGAAAACAUGGGAUGGCUGGAAGAGGGACAACUCAAGUGCUGGGCCAGCAUGUAGGUACACACACAACAAUGAUAUUUCUGAUGUAUUAGAGCAGUUCUUCAGCAACCUGCCACAUCUACUUCUGGAAGUUGCGAGUUUAGAAAACCAGAGACAAUGGGUGUCUGACAUUUUGACUCUAAUGACACACGGCCAUGUCCGAAACUGCAGCCAGACUUUCCAUGACAGUUUUGUGGCCACUCUUGGCAGUAUUUUAGAUCCCCAGAAAGCUGUUUUGACUAGUGCAGAUGAAAGUAUCCAGAAGAAACUGUUCUCCCUCCUUGCCCUUGGAACCCCAUUACACCAGGAUCAUCUCAAACAGAUCCUGUAUUUGAUCCGUCGACCCUCAGGUAAACCUGUGUUGCAUCACAGAAAGUCUUGCAGCAUUGUCAGCCAUGCCAUCUACAGCAUCAUUUCAUGUAUAAGAAAUAAUAUACCAUUGGCCAGUCAAGAUGAGUUUAACAACAUGUCACCAGAAAAGCACAACCAGCUGUCAGAUUAUCUGAGAUUCAUGUUCUCACUGCAGAUUGGAAUGACAGGUGAGGAACUUGAUGCCCUUAGCCCACCAGAGAGUACCAGUGCAGACAGUGACAGAUUGUUCAUUGUUGAUUUCACUCUUGAAGGGGAUCAGUGGGAGAGGCAUGUUGAAAUUGCAUCUAUUGUGGCCAGGGAGUUGAGCAGUUUUUACAUUCCGGCCAUGCCGUCAAAAAGGUACCUUCAGACUUUCACGUUCUUCAGCAACCUUGAGGAGUUGUGGAAGCAGACAUUUAUUAAUCGUUCAAGAGUACACAUCCUAUCAGCAUACAGCCUGAUUCAGUUCUUCCACCAGGCUACUUUACCUCACAUUGUGGAGAAACCUGGCGCAGAAUUUUAUGAACUGGCCUCUCGCAUUGUGGCAUCUGUUUUGACCAGUAUCCACUGCCAGGACUCCGGGCUCAGUGAACAGAUGGCGUGGCAGCUGAAGUCAGAUGUGCUACAGUGUGUGACAGCUGAUGGUUGCCUGCUUGACUUGGUCAUGAAGCUGCUGGUUGGCAGAUCUAGAGAUGUUUCAUCAAGUUCAGUGGACAGAGAAGCAUCAAAGGCAGCAGAAUGUUUCCUGUUAUUGGAUGAGAACAUUCAGCUCAAGUUGAAGGAGAAAACUGACAGCGAGGAGGCACAAGUCAGUUCAGCCGUGGAAGUGUCAUGA